Messenger RNA from Talaromyces stipitatus ATCC 10500, 1158 nucleotides. RefSeq lists its product as uncharacterized. Gene Ontology annotation, molecular function: oxidoreductase activity. The record is from RefSeq and is a predicted model, not a curated record. The transcript has 5 exons. Lineage: Eukaryota; Fungi; Ascomycota; Eurotiomycetes; Eurotiales; Trichocomaceae. Bases 1 to 1158 code for a protein of 385 amino acids.
AUGGAUGAAACAACCUCUUUCCAUAUAACCGCCAUACCACGGAAAGCAGAAGACAAGUACAAUUUCGGCGCAUUCGUUACGGGAGUUGACUUGAAUGAUGUCUCUGACGACGACCUCGACCGUCUCAAAGCCGCUGUAUGGAGACAUAAAGUUGUCAUUAUAAAAGACCAAUCAAAUCUCGACCCAAAGAAGCAAUGGGAAUUAAUUACUAGGCUUGACCCAAAAGCCAAGGAUGGUCACAGUCACGGAAGCAUUGACAAAUUCCGCGCAAAGGGGGGAAGAGAAGUCGUCGGCAUCCCCGGAGCCGAAAACGUGCGUCUAAUAGGCAAAGGCUUCCAAGGCCCAGAUCACUACGGCAUCAAAAACCACACCGUCGAACGCGGACUAAGCAAUGAUUUCCACGCCACCCCACCCUCUGCAACCGAUUUCGAGAAUGGUAUCACCCGUUUCCAAAGAUGGCAUAUCGAUGCGCCGCUGUAUGAGCGUGAUCCGGCCUGGUUCACGUCCCUACGAUGCCUAAAACUUCCUCGCGGGGCCGAUCUUACGAUUGAAUGGGCUGAUGGGUCGGGGAUGAGUAUGAAAUGUCCACCUGGAAGGACGGCGUUUUUCAGUACCUCGCAGCUUUACGGUCUUUUAACACCAGAGGAGAAAAAGCUGGUGGAUCAUAGUUGGGUUGAGUAUGCACCGUAUCCGUAUAAGUGGAUUCAGCAUUGUAAGGGGAAUAGUAAUGGGUUAGGUCUUGCGGCUGGAGGAGAACGGUUGUCGAUUGAAGAGUUGGGAGAAUUUGAUCCUGCGUCUGUGAAGAAGUAUCCAAUGGUAUGGGUAAACCCCCUAACAGGUGAAAAAGCGUUCCAAGUCCACGGCAUCUGUGCCCGACGCCUCUUCCUUCGCAGCAGCAGCUCCGAAACCCCGCAAAUCAUCGAAGACGUAGAAGAAAUCCGACGUUUCAUUUUGGGGAUUCAGAACCGGAUCUUAAGACCGGAAUACAUCCUGUUGGCUCCUGUGGAGGAAGGGGAUAUGCUUAUAUGGGAUAAUUAUGGGUUGUUUCAUUCUGCGAUUGAUUAUCCGGCCAAAAUGGGGCCGAGGACGAUGCAUCAGGCUAAUAUUGCUGGGAGUGUCGGGCCGAGGGGGCCUGUGGCUAUUGAUGUAAAGGCGUAG